AUGACAACAGUCACAAGGGUGACAACGGUGACAACAGUGACAACAGUGACAACGGUGACAACGGUGACAACGGUAACAACCUUGACGACAGUGACAACGGUGACAACGAUGACAACAGUGACAAAAGUGACAACGGUGGCAACAGUGACAACAGUGACAACGGUGAAAAGGGUGAAAAGGGUGACAACAGUGACAACAGUGACAAAAGUGACAACGGUGACAACGGUGACAACGGUGACAACCGUGACAACAGUGACAACGGUGACAACAGUGACAAAGGUGACAACAGUGACAACGGUGACAACAGUGACAACACUGAGAACGGUGAUAACAGUGACAACGGUGGCAACGGUGACAACGGUAAGAACAGUGACAACAGUGACAACAGUGACAACGGUGACAACGGUGACAACAGUGACAACGGUGAAAACGGUGACAACAGUGAAAACGGUGACAACCGUGACAACGGUGACAACAGUGAUAAUGGUGACAACAGUGACAACAGUGACAACGGUGACAACCGUAACAAUGGUGACAACAGUGACAAUAGUUACAACGGUGACAACGGUGACAACAGUGACAACAGUGACAAUGUUGACAACAGUGACAACAGUCACAACGAUGACAACAGUGACAACGGUGACAACGAUGACAACAGUGACAACGGUGGAGACAGUGACAAUGGUGACAACGGUGGAAACAGUGACAACGGUAACAACGGUGACAACGGUGACAACCGUGAAAACGGUAACAACGGUGACAACCGUGACAACGGUGUCAACGGUGACAACGGUGACAACAGUGACAACGGUGAGAACAGAGACAACGGUGACAACGGUGACAACAGUGACAACAGUGACAACGCUGACAACGGUAACAACAGUGACAAGGGUGACAACGGUCACAACAGUGAGAACGGUGACAACAGUAGGGACUUUAAGAUACGGCGACUACGGACUCCGACUACGGAUAAACAUGCUACUGCGCAUGAUCAAAACCACGUGACUGUUCGUUUUUCCCACGUAGUCCUGCGGCUUCCUUCGGCAACGGUGAGUGGCUGAGCUGUUUCGCGUAGUCGCGACUACGGAGAACAUUUUGCUCGUAUUUUGCCGUCUCAGUACUUCAAGAAUCUCGUCUUUUCGUAAAAAUGUUUUUAAUUCACCUGUUUUAAGUGAGAGGGAAGGAAAAUAUGUAAGUUGUGUCUAAUUUCUGGUCAUAUUUACGCUUUUAAUGCACUGUUGUGACCUCAUUUUUAUCUAGCUAAGCCCUCAUUUAACAAGAUUAGCUGUUUAUACGCAGAAUUCCGAUUGACGGCCGAGGAGAAGAGAAAUCAUGCAGGUGAUUUACUUUCUCUUAGCACUUGAAAAGAUUCAAUGUUUGUUCGAACUGAUUAUUGUGUCUUUCUACUUGUGUAACCUUUGUUUAUGCGAGUUUUUGUAUCGCCUUCGCUGAUUGAAAAUGAUGUAAACAUCUUCGAGACAAUCGAAACUCGGCAUUUCAAUACUUCUGACUAAAUCUGAUCAGUAGUCGGAGAAGUCCAUAUUCUAAAUCUAAUAAAUGAGCUAUUACUAUUUCUGUCCAUUUCUUUAAUAUUUGACAUAAGAAUUCAUGGGCAAAACUAAAACCUGUGUAACCAAAACUUUGUUUACAAUUUCACCCGACGUAAUUGCUUCCUUCAAGUAUGGAAGAAUUUGUUCAUUGUUCUAAAGAUAAGAUCACAUGCAAAACUGACUUGCAUUUUUGUGAACUGUGAUGAAAACAAGAAAAUCUUUGCGUGUUGUUUCCCUCUCAGCCUCUUCUCUCGUAGUCUACUGUCUGUAGUGCAAUCUUAACGUUCUAUAUUUCCACGACUCAAUCCAGUGCUACGAACAAAGAACAACGCUCGUCCGGCCGUAGUUCGUAGUCCGUAGUCGCAGUAUCUUAAACUCCCUACUGACAACGGUGACAACGGUGACAAUGGUGACAACAGUGACAACAGUAAAAAUGGUGACAACGGUAAAAACAGUGACAACAGUGAAAACAGUGACAACGGUGACAAUAGUGGAAACAGUGACAACCGUGACAACAGUGACAAUGGUGACAACGGUGACAACGGUGACAACGGUAACAACAGUGACAACAGUUACAACCGUGAAAAACGGUGACAAUGGUGACAACGGUUACAACGGUAACAACAGUCACAAUUGACAACAGUGACAACGGUGACAACGGUGACAACAGUGACAACAGUGACAACGGUGACAACGGUAACAACAGUGACAACGGUGACAACAGUGACAACAGUGACAACGGUGACAACCGUGACAACGGUGACAAUGAUGACAACGUUGACAACGGUGACAACGGUGACAACGGUAAAAACAGUGAUAAUGGUGACAACGGCGACAACCGUGACAACAGUGACAACCGUAAAAAUCGGUAACAAUGGUGACAACGGUGACAACGGUAACAAUAGUCACAACAGUGACAACAGUGACAAUAGUGAGAACAGUGACAACGGUGACAUUGGUGACAACAGUGGGAACAGUGACAACGAUGACAAUGGUGACACGGGGACACCAGUGAGAACGGUGACAACGGUGACAACAGUGACAAUGGUGACAACAGUGACAAAAGGGAGAACGGUGACAACAGUGACAACAGUGAAAACGGCGACAACCGUGACAACGGUGACAACGAUGACGACGGUGACAACGGUGACAACAGUGAGAACGGUAACAACACUGACAACGAUGAAAACAGGGACAACCGUGACAACAGUGACAACGGUAAAAUCGGUGACAACAGUGACAACGGUGACAACGGUGACAAAAGCGACAACGGUGACAACGGUGAAAACAGUGACAAAGGUAAAAACGGUGACAAGAGUGAAAACGGUGAAAACCGUGCCAACGGUGACAACGGUGACAACAGUGACAAUGGUGACAACAGUGACAAAAGUAACAACGGUGACAACCGUACCAAUGGUGACUACAGUGACAACAGUUACAACAGUGACAACGAUGACAAGAGUGACAACAGUGACAAUGUUGACAACAGUCACAACAGUCACAACGGUGACAACAGUCACAAGAGUGACGACAGUGACAAUGGUGGAGACAGUCACAAUGGUGACAACGGUGGAAAGAGUGACAACGGUAACAACGGUGACAAGGUGACAACAGUGACAAUGGUGACAACGGUGACAACCGUGACAACGGUGUCAACGGUGACAACAAUGACAACAGUGACAACGGUGACAACCGUGACAACAGUGACAACGGUGACAACAGAGACAACGGUGACAAUGGUGACAACAGUGACAACGAUGACAACGCUGACAACGGUAAGAACAGUGACAAGGGUGACAAAGGUCACAACAGUGACAACGGUGACAACAGUGACAACGGUGACAACGGUGACAACCGUGAUAACGAUGAGAACAGUGACAACAGUGACAACAUUGAUAACGGUGACAACAGUGACAACGAUGACAAUGGUGACAACAGUGACAACGGUAACAACGGUGACGACAGAGACAACAGUGACAAUGGUAACAACAGUGACAACGGUGACAACACUAAUAACGAUGACAAAAGUAACAACCGUAACAACGGUGAUAACAGUAACAAUGGUGACAUCGGUAAAAACAGUAACAACGGUGACAACACUUAUAAAGAUGACAAAAGUGAAAACCGUGACAAUGGUGAUCACAGUGACAAUGGUGACAACCGUGACAACGGUGACAACGGUGACAACAGUGACAACAGUGACAAAGGUGACAACGGUGAUAACAGUGAUAACGGUGACAACAGUGACAACGGUGACAACGGUGACAACGGUGAAAACAGUGACAACGGUGACAACAGUGACAACGGUGACAACGGUAACAACGGUGAAAACGGUGACAAGGGUGACAACAGUGACAACGGUGACAACGGUGAGAACGGUGACAACAGUGACAACCGUGAGAACAGUGACAAUGGUGACAACGGUGACAACAGUGAAAAUGGUGACAACAAUGACAACGGUGACAACGGUGACCACGGUGACAACCGUAACAACGAGGACAACGGUGACAAAAGUGACAACGGUGACAACGGUGACAACAGUGACAACGGUGACAAAGGUGACAACGGUGAUAACAGUGAUAACGGUGACAACAGUGACAACGGUGACAACGGUGACAACGGUGAAAACAGUGACAACGGUGACAACAGUGACAACGGUGACAACGGUAACAACGGUGAAAACGGUGACAAGGGUGACAACAGUGACAACGGUGACAACGGUGAGAACGGUGACAACAGUGACAACCGUGAGAACAGUGACAAUGGUGACAACGGUGACAACAGUGAAAAUGGUGACAACAAUGACAACGGUGACAACGGUGACCACGGUGACAACCGUAAAAACGAGGACAACGGUGACAAAAGUGACAACGGUGACAACGGUGACAACAGUGACAACGGUGACAAUAGUGACAACGGUGACAACAGUGACAACGGUGACAACGGUAACAACGGUGACAACGGUGACAAGGGUGACAACAGUGACAACAGUGACAACAGUGACAACGGUGACAACAGUGAAAACCGUGAGAACAGUGACAAUGGUGACAACGGUGACAACAGUGACAAUG
This is a messenger RNA of Porites evermanni, 4621 nucleotides long. The record is from the annotation of a GenBank genome assembly. NCBI's taxonomy places the organism in Eukaryota, Metazoa, Cnidaria, Anthozoa, Scleractinia, Poritidae.